Molecule: messenger RNA, 4240 nt
Organism: Nothobranchius furzeri (turquoise killifish)
Lineage: Eukaryota; Metazoa; Chordata; Actinopteri; Cyprinodontiformes; Nothobranchiidae
Source: RefSeq, a predicted model, not a curated record
CUACCCCUCCCUCACCCUGACUCUCUCCCUCGCCCAGUCUCCAUCACUCCCGCACCCUGCCUCCCUCCCUCACCUUGCCCUCCUCUCUCCCUCACCGUCUUCCUCCCUCACCCUGCAUCCCUACAUCGGCGUAACUCUCUCCUUUUGCGCGUCAUUUAAAGACAAGCGCGCGCCUCCUGCCACCAAGCCAAGCUUUCAUAUUCAUCCUGAGGUCCAGUCCAAGUCCGCCAGGAGAUCAGGAAGUGGGAGGACCCAACCGCGCAGCCGUGUCUGGAUGAGAGUUUCUCCGGGAUUUGGGAGCGGAUGGGAGGAGGUUUGUGCCUCCCUGACCGGGAACCUGUAAGGACACGUGCGUCCGCGUCUCUGCGUAUUCACAGGACAGACGGAGAGUGGUGCGCUUUGUUGGAUCUGUUUAUUCCGUCUGUGCGCAGCUCGUUCCCGCGCACGGUCACGCGACCCCUCCCGGGUCCCACGUAUACUUCCAACUGGAGAAUCGACGGAAAGAAGCGGGAUCGGAAUUUCUGCUGUUUGUGUGUGCACGCGGACGUGCUCCCUGCAUGGAUCCCUUUGUCCAAAAGGCGCAGUAGCGCCGCGGACCUGCUGGAUUUAGUUGUUUACCUGGAGCGGCUCCUGUGUGGAUUACAUCGGCAGCAGCAGAAUGAGAAACGCGAGAAAGUCACUUCUGACUUUUGUUUCCGUUCCAACAUCUAAAGGUUUCCGAUGCGAGUUCAGAGAAAACUUUCAGCUCAGCCACAUUUAAAGCAACAGCAGUAGUAGCGCCCCAGGCACCAAGCUCCACGGGCCUGCUCCCUCCCUGCACCUCCCCCACCACCUGCCUGCUCCUCCAGUGGCAGCAGCAGCCUCCAGCUUCCCACCUGCAUUGCAGCCCUUGCCACAUUCCCACCACCCCACUAUGUUUGCCGCUCCAGCUACAUUGCCACCACCACCACCACUAACGUCUAGCGCCCUGCCGGUACCCGGGCAUCCUGCUGCUGGGAGUGCAUACUCAGAGCAAGACCUUCUACGUCAGGAACUAAACACCCGUUUCCUGGCCUCCCAGAGCACAGACCGCAGCACCUCGCUGGGCCCGCCGUCCUACCUGCGCACCGAGUUCCACCAGCACCAGCACCAGCAUCAGCACCAACACACUCACCAGCACACGCACCAGCACACCUUCACGCCCUUUCACCACGCCAUCAUGCCCACCCCAGCACCGCCCUUGGUGUGUACCUCUGCCAGAAAUCUCCUUCACUCCUACCCUCCAGCCAUGUCUGGUCUUCCUCCUGUCAUUCCUCCAACUGGACCCUUCAGCUCUCUGCAAGGGGCCUUCCAGCCCAAGACCUCCAACCCUCUGGACAUGUCCUCCAGACCUGGAGCCAUUCAUCAGGCAUUUUUACACAAAGAUCCAAGGCUCACAGAUCUGUUCCGGCCCAUCCUGAGGAAACCUGGGAAGUGGUGCGCCAUGCACGUCCACAUCGCCUGGCAGACGUACCACCACCAGCAGAAAGUAAAGCAGCAGAUGCAGGUCGACCCCCACAAGCUAGACUUUGGCCUCAAACCCGAGUUUCUGAGUCGACCUCUGGGCCCCAGCCUCAUUGGAGCCAAUCAUCAUCUCAGCGACCUGGCCCGACCCGCCACACUCUUCUCUGCUGCAGGUCCCACACACCCACCAGGUGCUUCCUUCGGCCAUCCACCCCACCAUCCUGGAAACUUCCUCACCCCGGCGUCACAUUUGGAGCCGUUCAGCAGAACUCCAUCAUUGGGAGCACUUGGUGCUCUCAGCUCCUCAGCCUUUGGAGGGCUAGGAAAUCCAGCACUAAAAUCCCUACCAGCGGCCAACUCCAUGUUCAACCAUAAGGAAGGCCCGGGUGCUCAGCAGCACUUCAGCAGCAGUGGGAACACCAAUAGCCAGGAGCCGUGGAACCGCCUACACCGCACGCCGCCCUCCUUCCCCACGCUUCCCCCCUGGCUGAAACCUGGAGACGUGGAGAGGGGCACCUGCAUUGGCUCACAAGGAAGGGACCGGGACUCGGACAAACGGGACAUCCUGGGCGGGAACGAGGACAGGGACAGGGAUUCUCUGGAAAAACGGCAUCCAAGCCACCCACCUCCCAUUCCUGUUCAUCCCCUCAAUCUCCUGGGUCACAGCCGGCCUCCAGAGCACCAUAGAAACCACCUGCCACCUGCCUCUGGAGACCUGCAGAGAGAAAAGGAGAACAAGGCGAAAGAACGGGAGAGGGAGCCCUCGGACUCCUGGAAGGACAGCGGGGCAGAAGACCACAAACUGAAAGACAGUCAGCACAGUGACAAGGACACGCCUGUAGUUCACAAUGGUCGAGCGACAGAGGACAAAGUCCCCAACAGGGGGACCACGUCACCCUACGUCCGGCAGAACAGUCUGGAGCGUCCCAAUGAGGGACUGAACCGGGAGGCCCUGGAGAAGAAGACAGAGCUGAUGUAUGAGCAGCAGAAAAAAAACUGUGAGGUGACAGUGAAGGAGGAGAGGAAGGAGGAGCAGGAAGGAGCCACAGGCAGAGGGAGUGAGCCCCCUUCACAGACAGCCUCCACCGCAACCCUCCACUCACCCUCCCCAAUGCCUCUGCCCAUGGGCGUGGCUGGGGUUCACCCCAUCAACAGCAUCAGUCACCUGGAGAGGACUCGAGUUGUGGCUCCCUUCAUGGGAGCCAGCCCCCUCCCUGGAGCUGAGCGCUUUCCCUACCCUGCGUUUCCCUGGGACCCCGUGAGGGACCCCUACAGGGGCCUGGACAUCCACAGGCGGGACCAUCCAGCCCGGGACCUGCUGCUGAGGAAUGACCCUCUGCACCGGCUGGCAGUGCCACGCCUCUACGAGGCAGAGCGCUCCUACAGGGACCGUGAACCUCAUGACUUUAACCGUGACCACGUCCACUCUCUGGCUCUGGAGCAGAGGAGGGAACAGGAACGCGCUCAGCUGGAGGAGCGUGACCGCCUCAACAUGCUCAGAGACGACUAUGAACACAGACACCUCCAUCCUCACAUGCAUGACCCCACUCUCGACGGCCACCUGCCCCACCCAACCCCAGCCCUCAUGGCCCCGGGACUCCCGGGGCUGCAAUACUCCAGGGUGAGCCCCUCCGCAGCAGUCGCUCACCACAACAGUCUCCUGAACAAAACUCCUCCCACUGCAUCUCUAAGUGCUCCGCCCCCUCUUAUCCCCACACUGGGGGCCCGGCCUGGAUCCCCCAGACGGACUAACCCCUUGGCCACAGAUCUCAGAGACAGAGCAGCCCACAAAGACAUUGAGGCCCGGUGAGCCAGGCCGUGCCUCAGCAGAACCUGUGCCUCUCCAACGUCGACGUCACCGGGCUCUUAGCCAGACUGUAAUAUAUCUGUGAAUAAUUUGUGUGGCAGACAUGGGCCUUUGUCUUUUUUACAAAACCCUGUGAAGACCAGAACCUUUUAGUUUGAGUUCAUUUUCUCCCCUGGUUGGGAUGUUGAGGUUCUUUAGCACACACCCUGGGCUCUAGGUAACGCCUGCAGUCACUCUAUGGAUUCAUUGUGGUACAAAUAUGCAAAAUAUUCUUUUGAAAGCUUUACAUUGUAAAUAGGAGUAUUACGGCCAUGGUGCUGAAUGUGCUGUUGGCUCAUUUUUCUUUUUACUUCACGUUAGCAUAAACCAGAGACCCCAUGUUCAACUAUGCAAAUAUCUGGGCUCCCUUUAUGACGGCUGGCCUUUUCAGCACCGCUGACCAGUACCAUGGCCGUGUUCGCUCCCUGACCCGAACCAGUGCCACACAAACCCAAGGACUGAGCUAAACCAUUAGAGAAGGGCACUCGUAAACAUUAGUUACAAUCUAGAUGCAGGAUUUGAAUUUAAAGAGAUUUAAAGUAAAAGAUGCAGCCUGUCUACAACUGAAGCUCCUUUGACCUCACACGGGGUAAGACCCAUGAUGGUUAAACAAAGGUUUGGAGAGCUUUCAAAGCAUCUGGUCUCAGCUGAGGGUUUAGUUGUGCACUUUGAUGUCUUUGGUGUCAUGCCGUGCCGUGUUUUCUCUCUUUUCUAGCCUCCCGACCCAACGUCCCAGACCUGUGGUGGUGAGUCAGCCUGUAGAGAAAAGCUGUUGCUGUUUCCUGGGUGCAGGAGGUAACAAUGUCUGUAAAUCCUGUACAGAAGUUAGAAAAUGGAAUCUUCAGCAUGUUCCUCAUUGCAACUUGUGUUCUGUAAAUUGUACCAUGUCAUUAAAAAUGUGUACUUGCUGUU